GGGUUUUCUGAAAUUACUUUACAUAUAACAACUGUAUUAUUAGAUACCGUAUUUUUGAUCGAGCAAUCAGCGUGCAGAGGAAAAAUGUCGAAGAAGAACAACCUUGCCAAGAGAAAGAAGCAGCACGAAUUCGAUCUCCGAAGAGAGAAGCAAGACAAGGAAAAGCUAGAAAAGAAGCUCCAUGCAAAGAAAAACAAGAUGAAAGUUGAUGGUGGUGGCAAGAAAAAGAAGGGUGGAAGUGGAUUUCAGGUGGGGAAGAGAAAAUUGAAGACCAAGUUGACAGCUCUGGCUAAAGCUAAAGCUGCCCAGGCAAUGGAACUUGACAAAUGAGGUUUGACUUGUGUAAUUUUAGGAAACUCGAAAUUGAUGAUGACAGAGUUGUUUUGAGGUUCGAUAUCCUUUUUCUGUUCAGUUAUAUGAUUAUUAGGGUGUGAGCUGUACAUUAGGUGAUUAAUUUUACUGUAGAUGUUGUCUCUCUUUUCCAAUUUUGUCUCUAAUCAACUGUCAACUUUUAUCUUUACAUCUUGUAAUUGAAUUGACAAAAUUUUACACUUAUGUCUUCAUUUUGUAUUUUGUGGUGCUUGCUAA
Molecule: messenger RNA, 588 nt
Organism: Gastrolobium bilobum
Lineage: Eukaryota; Viridiplantae; Streptophyta; Magnoliopsida; Fabales; Fabaceae
Exons: 3
Coding region: 85-330 (81 amino acids)
Source: RefSeq, a predicted model, not a curated record